This is a messenger RNA of Glycine soja, 777 nucleotides long. RefSeq names its product protein MAIN-LIKE 2-like. The record is from RefSeq and is a predicted model, not a curated record. The coding region runs from base 1 to 777 and encodes 258 amino acids. The transcript is spliced from 2 exons. Lineage: Eukaryota; Viridiplantae; Streptophyta; Magnoliopsida; Fabales; Fabaceae. Gene Ontology annotation, biological process: meristem maintenance; meristem development.
AUGGAGACACACACAUUUCAUUUUCCACAUGAAGAGACAACCAUUACUUUACAGGAUGUGGCCCUACAGUUGGGCUUAAAGAUUGAUGGAUUGCCGGUAACCGGUUUUAUCACCGGCGAUGUAUGUGUUGCUUGUCAGACAUUACUCGGGGAAACUCCACCUGAUAAGUAUGUAAAAGGUAAAAUGAUUUACCUAACUUGGUUACGGCAAAAUUUUCAGCAACUUCCUGUUGAUGCUGAUGAUGUUGUCAUUGCACAACAUGCUAGAGCUCAUAUGAUGAUGAUUAUAAGCAGUUGUUUGAUGUCAGAUACAUCAGGUGCAAGAGUUCAUUUUAUGGAUCUUCUUUUAUUAUCAAAUUUAACUGAGGCAAGUCAUUAUAGUUGGGGUGCAACAGUAUUAGCAUCCUUUUUUCGAGCUCUAGAUCGGGCUGUGAAGCCAGACCAAACUGAAAUCGGUGGAUGUUUGUUGUUGCUACAGUCAUGGGCGUGCGACCGCAUUAAAUGUAUUACCCCAAAGAUAGAUCACCUAUCCAUGGAAGAAGUACGACAAGGACUCGGAUUUCCUCUUGCACGAAGGUGGUCUCGUCCAAGGACCGAACCAAAUAUUCCAACCAAUUCAGUGAGAUUGAUACGCAUCAUAUUUGAUAAACUAGAUAUUAAUGAGUUCUUGUGGGCUCCUUAUGACACACCAGAAAUAAGGCCAUUAAUUAAUGAUGUAGAGGUAUCAAUGAUUGUUCGAGCAAAAGUCCCUCUUAUAUGUUUUGCAAUUGUCGAAUGA